AUGCAUAAAAUUAAAUAGACUAAAUAGUGUGCUUAAUGUGAUGCCAUGGAUCCACAAUAUUAAUUAGGAAGUUCAUAUUUCAUUUAUUUAUAGAAUGUGAUCAUCAUUUAUGUUAAAAUUGUUUCAAAUAGAUCUUAAGCAAUACUAUUUAAUCUAAGAAAUCAAAAUUUUAAAUUAAGUGUCCUAUAGAUUCAUGCAAAUAAUAAAUUGAUUUAAAAGAAUUCUUAAAAUAUUUAACAUUACCAAAUACAUGUAAACGUUGUAAUUUAGAGUAACCCUAUACAUGUGGACAAUGUAUUGUAAAAGAAAUAGAAGAAAUUGCAAAAAUUAAUUAUUAUUCAAAAUUACUAAAAUUUGAUACUCUUAUCAAUUUAGAAUCAUAAAAAGAACUUCAUGAAGAAAUCUAAAAAUAUGAAUUAAUUUGUCCUGUUUGUAGAGAAUUUAAUUAAAUUCCAAUAAUAGUUUGUUUAUAAGGACAUGAAAUUUGCAAAGAUUGCUAUUAUAAUAUUAGAAAUAUAGAAGAUGUGAGAUAAGUGUGUCCAAUUUGUAAAUAAGAAUUAUUGUCAGCACCUCCAAAUAGUUUAAGAGCAUAAGUAUUAAUAAAAAAUUUAAGUAUAAAAUGUCCUAAUGAUAAUUGCAAAUAAGUAGUCAAAUAUCCAGAAUUUGUUUAAAAUCAUUAUCGAAAGUGUAUUUCAUUUAUGUAUAUUAUAUAAGGUUGUGAAUAAAAAAUUGAAUGUUAAGAUUGUCAUGAGAAAGUUGAAUAAUUAUUUUAAGAUAUUCAUUAAUCAAAUUAUUGUAUGGGAAGUAUGUGUCCAUUUAAUUGCACAAGAAAAUUAGGAGUAUUCAAAUUAUAUUAUAAAAUAGGAUCAUUAAAAUAAUUUUAUUAUGGAACAUAUAUAAUCAACAAUGAGAUAAAGUGAUGUUGCACAUUCUUUUUUGAUUAGAAUGCAAAUUGUUGAAAAAUUCUUAUUUUAAGGAUCAUUUGGUAGUUGUCCUUAAUGUGACCUUCAAUAUGCUUGGCAAGUGGAUGUUAGAGGUAUCUAAUCGACAUUUUGCUUUUUUUGUUUUCGAUUUACAGGAUGA
Messenger RNA from Paramecium pentaurelia, 1083 nucleotides. The record is from the annotation of a GenBank genome assembly. NCBI's taxonomy places the organism in Eukaryota, Ciliophora, Oligohymenophorea, Peniculida, Parameciidae.